Molecule: messenger RNA, 2815 nt
Organism: Malaclemys terrapin pileata
Lineage: Eukaryota; Metazoa; Chordata; Testudines; Emydidae
Gene: ALDH3A2
Product: aldehyde dehydrogenase 3 family member A2
Exons: 11
Coding region: 40-1506 (488 amino acids)
Biological process (GO): aldehyde metabolic process
Cellular component (GO): cytoplasm
Molecular function (GO): aldehyde dehydrogenase (NAD+) activity
Source: RefSeq, a predicted model, not a curated record
UGUCGAGAAGUCUGGGGAGAAGCUGCGUUUAAGCUCGCGAUGGACGCCCGGCAGCAGGUGGUGGCGCGAGCCGGGGCCGCGUUCCGCUCGGGCCGGUCCCGCCCGCUGGAGUUCCGGCUCCGGCAGCUGCGGGCCCUGGAGCGGAUGGUGAAGGAGAAGGAGCCGGAGAUCGCCGCCGCCCUGCGCGCGGAUCUGCACAAGAGCGAAUGCAAUGCAUUCAGUUUCGAGAUUAUGGGAGUGUUGGGGGAGAUCGCCCUGAUGGUGGACAACCUUCCUACGUGGGUCGCCCCUAAGUCUGUUCCCAAGAAUAUAAUGACGCUGACAGAUGAGGUCUACAUCCACCAUGAACCGCUGGGUGUGGUCCUGGUCAUUGGGGCUUGGAAUUACCCCUUUGUCCUGAUUAUGCAGCCUCUAAUAGGGGCCAUUGCAGCAGGAAAUGCUGUAGUAAUCAAACCUUCAGAGAUAAGUGAAAAUACAGCAAAACUUGUAGCUGAGCUGAUCCCACAGUAUAUUGACAAGGACCUGUACCCAGUUAUUAAUGGAGGGGUCACGGAGACAACUGAGCUGCUAAAGGAGAGGUUUGAUCACAUCUUCUAUACCGGGAGUUCCCAAGUGGGCAAAAUUGUCAUGGAAGCUGCUGCCAAGCACCUCACCCCUGUCACGCUUGAACUGGGUGGAAAAAGUCCGUGUUACAUUGAUAAGGACUGCAACCUGGACAUUGCCUGCAGACGGGUAGCUUGGGGGAAGUAUUUGAACUGUGGGCAGACCUGCAUCGCCCCCGAUUACAUCCUAUGUGACCAGUCCAUCCAGAACAAAGUAGUGGAGAAUAUCAAGAAGACUCUCAGGGAAUUCCAUGGGGAAGAUAUAAAAAAAUCUCCAGAUUAUGAAAGGAUCGUCAACAAGCACCACUUUAAAAGGCUCGUGACACUGCUGGAAGGACAGAAGAUAGCUUACGGAGGGGAGACUGAUGAGGCUACGUGCUUUAUAGCCCCGACUAUACUCACUGAUGUUAGCCCAGAAUCCAAGAUCAUGAAAGAAGAGAUUUUUGGCCCCCUCCUUCCAAUCGUGACCAUAAAGAGUGCGGAUGAAGCAAUUCAGUUCAUAAAUCAGCGGGAGAAGCCACUCGCCCUUUAUUUAUUUUCCAAUGAUAAAAAGUUGAUCAAAAGGAUGAUAUCAGAGACCUCCAGCGGCGGUGUCACUGCAAACGAUGUCAUUAUGCAUUACACUCUCCCAGAUCUGCCCUUCGGUGGAGUCGGGAACAGUGGAAUGGGCAACUACCAUGGCAGACACAGCUUUGAGACCUUCUCCCAUCGCCGCUCCUGCUUAAUUAAGUCUCUGACGAUGGAAAGUGUGAACAAAAUCCGGUACCCGCCAAACAGUCAGAGGAAACUGGACUGGGCCAAGUUCUUCUUCUUGAAGCGAUUUAACAAAGGCCGCCUGGGGCUCAUUGCCCUGGCCCUGCUGGGAGCCAUCCUGGCUGCGGUGAUAAAGGUGGCCUACUCUUGAAGAAAAGAAGUGACCUGACCUGCUAUAACCAAUCCACAGUACUCGUACUCCGAGCGCACACUUUAUGUAAUGACCUUUUUCAACUUGAGAGUUUUUUACUUUUUUUCUAUGAAAUAUUAAGGGCACAAAGCAAUGAGAAGUAAAGUAAGAAUGCACUAGCUCGUAACAGUGCUGGGGCUAGCACUUGGUAUUGAUUUGAAAAGCCAUGCGGCAAUACAGGGAUUAAUGCAGCAGUGGGCAUAAAGUAUUGGUUGUGCAACCAGCGAGAAGAGAACUGCAAAGCAGGAAGCAGAGCACCCUCAGUUGCUACUCUAUGCUGUAUCAAGACCGUGCUUAUGUCUUCUCAGGACUGUCACCUCCUGAGCUCGCCCAGUCUUUGCUGGAGAAGUAGAACGUGGGCUUACGUUUCAGUCUGGGAGCCAUCACCGUUCAGUUCCUCCAGUGAUUUUUCCAGAGUCCUCCAAAAAGAGGGAAAUCAGGACCUGAUACACUUAAUGUAAAGAGUAAAAGCCCAAAAUAAAACAGAGGUAGCCUUUUUACAUCUUAAUGGGCAGAUACAUUUUCUUUAGAGUUCUUCCCUUUUAUGGUAUCUGCCUAGUGUUGUAGUAAGUAUCUUCCACACCUUGUAAUUAGUCUUCUAUGUCUUCCUUUCUGGUGUGGUGGAGACAGAUUUUACUAAUACUCAAGACUAAUUCUGACUAAAUGCACAUUGAGGCUGCUGCUCACCUUCUAACCCAGGACAUGUAUCCCUAGAAUCUCCCCCAGAAAAAAAAAGAUUGUCCACUCGUUAGCCCUGUGAUUUAAUCUGACCGCACAGUCAACUAGCUGCAGCUUCCAAAGUGAAAGACCUGCUACAACUGUUAGAGGGUUGCAAGGUAUCUGUCUUGUAAUGCUGCAGUCACCUGUGCUCCUAUCUGCCCAGCUUGCCUUUUGUGAUGCAGGGGCUGUGUUUAGAGCAUUAGGAACUAAAGAAUUCACUCUUGGCAUAUUUCCAUUUGCUGCUGGAGAGAAGCCAGAACAUACUUUCAAGUGAAGUAUACCUAAUUUUAUGAAGACACCAGUUAAUUAACAAGGGACCUAUUUCAGCUGAAGGGGAAGAGACUGGAUAAACUUAAGCACUAGAAGAGGUUCCAACUUUUUAAAACAAAUAUUUUUAAACAAUAAGGAAAAUAACCUGAUAUACUAUUAAAUUUCACUGAAGAAUUUAUAUUGAAAAAUUAUUUGCCUUUUGUUCAGUAGCUGGAAAUGUAUGCUGUUUAGUUAAAUAGAUUUUGAAAGUACUAAAUAAACGCUGACUGACAAACAAGAA